Molecule: messenger RNA, 2106 nt
Organism: Harpia harpyja (harpy eagle)
Lineage: Eukaryota; Metazoa; Chordata; Aves; Accipitriformes; Accipitridae
Gene: COQ10A
Product: coenzyme Q10A
Exons: 5
Coding region: 87-773 (228 amino acids)
Biological process (GO): cellular respiration; ubiquinone biosynthetic process
Cellular component (GO): mitochondrion
Molecular function (GO): ubiquinone binding
Source: RefSeq, a predicted model, not a curated record
GCGACGCGGUGACGUCGCGGGCGGGGUGAGAGGUCACGGCAGCGGCGCCGGUGCGAGGGCAGCGGAGCCGCGUCCCGGCCCCGGUCAUGGCGGCCCGGCGGCUCCGCGGCGCCCUCCAGCUCGGGGCGCGGCAGCGGCUGCGGGCCGCGGCGGCCCCGCCGGGCAGGCACACGGCCCUGUGUGGCCUCCGGCUCAGCCGGUUGGGCCGGCCAGCCAGCGGCACUGAGUGGGAGCCCCGGACCCAGCCCAGCCGGUCCUUCCUCAACCUCACCAACAAGCGGAAGGAGUACUCGGAGCGGCGUAUCAUCGGGUACUCCAUGCAGGAGAUGUAUGAUGUGGUCUCCAACGUGGAGGACUACAAGAACUUCGUGCCCUGGUGCAAGAAGUCGGUGGUGGUCUCCAAGCGCUCGGGCCACGUCAAGGCCCAGCUGGAGGUGGGCUUCCCGCCCGUGGUGGAGCGCUACACCUCCAUCGUCACCCUCGUCCGCCCCCACCUCGUCAAGGCCGUCUGCACGGACGGGCGCCUCUUCAACCACCUGGAGACGAACUGGCGCUUCAGCCCCGGUAUCCCCGGCUACCCCCGCACCAGCACCGUGGAUUUCUCGAUCUCCUUCGAGUUUCGCUCCCUGCUGCACUCCCAGCUGGCCACCGUCUUCUUCGAUGAGGUGGUCAAGCAGAUGGUGGCAGCCUUCGAGCGCCGGGCAGCCAAGAACUUCGGUCCCGAGACCCGCAUCCCCCGGGAGCUCAUGUUCCACGAGGUCCACCAGACGUGAGGGCGGCCUGGCCACCGUGGACUGUGCCAGGGCCCCGGGGCCGCCCACCCUGCACCCUCCCUCCUAAAUAUUUAUUUGAGUGCAUCUCUGCUGCCGUUGCCUCAGCUUCCCUCCCGGCCCUGGGGGGGCGAGAGGUGAUGCUCCUGUGAGCACAGGGGGCUGCCGUGAGCCCCCAGCCCCACCGCAACGCUGCGGGAGCUGCGUCCCAGCGCUGGACUCCCUGGUUUUGUAGCUGAUUUUGGUUUUAAAUUUUGUUUUAGUUCUUGGGAGCUCUUCCCCCCCCCCCACCUCCUUUUGUUCCUUUUAAGUCCUCGGCAAGGCCAGAGGGUCACAGCGGCGGGGCAGGUCCUGGGCCAGCCGUGGCUGGGUGAGGCAGCAAGUGGCCAGGGAAGGAUGGGGGCCGGCUGCUGGGGGCCCCCUCCUCCCCCAGCUCUUCCAGGAACAAAAGGGAAGGAGAAGGGCGCAGGGACGAAACCCUCCCCUGCGCCCCUGGGAGCGGAGCUGCCGCCUGGCCCCUUGCCCGCAGCCGGGCACCGGAGCCGAGGGACCCCCGGCAGUGCCCGCUCUGCCACCAGACCCGAUGUCGCACAGUUUGCACAAGUCACACGCACAGGAUGGGGACGGGGCAGCUUGUGCUGCCCCCCCCCCCCGCCACCCCCAAACCCUUGCAGCCCCAGCACCCGCUGCAGGCUGAGGUGCCGGCACUGCAGGGACCAGGAUGGCCCGUGGCCCCCGCCACCCCCAGCGUUCCUCCGGUUCCGGCUCACCUUUCCUUACCUUCAGUGGGGAAAUGUGGGGGCCCUCCAGCUCCACCAGGCCAAAAUGCCCACCCGGGGAGGGGGGCAGGGGGUCCCUGAGCUGCCAGCCCCCAGACCCCCAGUUCCCCCCCUGCUCCAUCCCCGUCACUGAGGGCACCCUGGCCUUGCUGCCCAAGGAGGGGCUUUUACAGGCCAAUAAAGAGCAUUUUUCAAGGGUGAGCAGCUUCCUGGUCCUCAUUUGGCAGCCAUGGGAGAGGGGAGCUGGGGCAGGGGAGGCCUGCGUGCUGAGACAACCCCCCCCAACUCCAAGCCAGGCUCGUACCUGCGGACAACACCGAGCCCGGCGCUGCCAGCUUGCCAAGGGGCCAAGUGGCACUGUGCUGGCCCCAGCAGAGCCAGAACAGGGCCUGGGGACACGGGGCAGCCCCCAGGCAGGGUGGGGGCACCAUCCCCUGACCCCCCCCCCGCCCCCCGCACAGCAGAGCACAGCCCAGGGGUUGGGGUGCUGCCCUAGGGGACCUUGGGGCCAGAGGGAGGGAGGCUCCGGGUUUGUUAAUAAAAACAUUUAUUUUGCA